AUGGCGACAAGCAGCGAGGGAAGGCCCCCGUACCCGCCUUUCACGGCCGAGACGGCACAGAUCAAAGUCAAGGCCGCCCAGGAUGCAUGGAACACAAGGGACCCCAAGAAAGUCAAGAUGGCCUACACGCCAAACUCGAUCUGGCGCAACCGCGACCAGUUCCUCACGGGCCGCGACGCCAUCGAGGCGUUCCUGGCCAAGAAGUGGGAGAAGGAGAACGGCUACCGCCUGCGCAAGGAGCUGUUCUCGUUCUCCGACAACAAGAUCGCUGUGCAGUUCUGGUACGAAUGGCACGAUGAGAGCGGGCAGUGGUGGCGUACGUACGGGCUCGAAGACUGGACGUUUGCCGAUGAUGGGCUUAUGCGCAAGAGGCAGAUGAGUGGCAAUGAUGUCAAGAUCAGCCAUGAGGAGCGGUGGUAUAAGAAUAAUGUCGAUGUGAACACGGUCGAUAUCUCGGAGAAGCAUUGGUAG
This is a messenger RNA of Anthostomella pinea, 471 nucleotides long. NCBI's taxonomy places the organism in Eukaryota, Fungi, Ascomycota, Sordariomycetes, Xylariales, Xylariaceae. The record is from the annotation of a GenBank genome assembly.